AUGGAAUCCCGGCUGGAAAAAGCUUACAACAAAAGUCGGGCAUGGAAAGUGAGUCAGGUGAAUAACGACGUUUAUGAGGUCCAUUCAUUUCCAUCCGUUAUGGUGGACAUCGGCAAACGUACAUGUUCGUGUUUCCAGUGGCAAAUAAAUGAGUUUCCAUGUGCGCAUGCUAUUGUUGCAGUGCGAAAAAGUGGGAAAAACCUUGACGACAUAGUCGUACCUUGGUACCAUGUGUCUGAAUACUGUUUGACCUAUGCGCCCACCAUCUACCCAAUACCAACAAUUGAGAAACCACCAUUCAACCCCACCGACUACGUCAUUUACCCACCAAACGUCAAACGUCUACCUGGGAGGCCGAAGAAGAAGAGAAUACCGUCUAAAGGUGAGAAUGUGCAACAAAUACGGUGCGGAAGGUGUGGACGUAUGGGGAACCACAACAGGAAGACCUGCAAAGAACCUAUGUAG
This is a messenger RNA of Camellia sinensis, 465 nucleotides long. The record is from RefSeq and is a predicted model, not a curated record. NCBI's taxonomy places the organism in Eukaryota, Viridiplantae, Streptophyta, Magnoliopsida, Ericales, Theaceae.